Molecule: messenger RNA, 2967 nt
Organism: Numida meleagris (helmeted guineafowl)
Lineage: Eukaryota; Metazoa; Chordata; Aves; Galliformes; Numididae
Product: immunoglobulin superfamily member 3-like
Exons: 8
Coding region: 220-2850 (876 amino acids)
Source: RefSeq, a predicted model, not a curated record
AGAAGUCUAGGGCUGGCUGCCACCUUGGUACGAUGCAGGACCUUGGUGACGUACUCUGCUCCCCACUUCUCCCCGCCUUUUUCUCUAACCAGAGGAAACCGCUGCCGGAGUCUGGCAGCUUCCUCCUGGCUGCUUUCAAAAUUGCAGGGUAGCUGUCACUAUCACCCCAAGGGCCUUCCACUGCUUUCCUAGGGAAGGACCCCAGCAGAUCUUGUUCGCAUGGGGCUGGUGCAGCGUCAGGUGGCUGCCUUCCUCCUCUUCAUCCUCACGGGUGUGGGCGCUGGCCAACGAGUGGUGACUAUCCAAAAGGGACCACUUUACCGAGUACUUGGCUCCCACGUGACGCUGUGGUGCAAGGUGAGCGGCUACCAGGGCCCGGCGGAGCAGACCUUCCAGUGGUCCAUCUACCUGCCCUCAGCCUCCGAGCGGGAGGUGCAGAUCAUCAGCACUGCCGACCCCUCCUUCCCCUACGCCAUCUACACCCAGCGGGUGCGCGCCCAGGAGAUCUAUGUGGAGCGGGUGCAGGGGGACACGGUGCUGCUGCACAUCAUGGAGCUGCAGGAUGAGGACGCCGGGGAGUACGAGUGCCACACGCCCAACACCGAUGAGAGGUACUUUGGGAGCUACAGCGCCAAGACGAACCUGACAGUGAUUGCGGACACCCUCUCAGUUUCCAUGGGGCCCCAGGACCUCACCCAUACUGAGGGGGAUGCCAUGGAGCUCACCUGCAAUGUGUCCAGGUCCACUGCCCAGCAUACACACCUCUCUGUUGGCUGGUACUGCAUCCGAGGAGAGCAUCGUGCUGAGAUCCUCACCCUCUCCAAGGACUUUGUCUUGAUGCCAGGACCUGCUUAUGCACAGAGGUUUCUGGUAGGGAACGUGCGAUUGGACAAGGUUGGGAGCGCCUCAUACAAACUGUCCAUUGUGGCAGUGGAGCCCUCUGACCAGGGGCAGCUGUACUGUGAGGCAGCCGAGUGGAUCGAGGAUCCUGACGGGACGUGGAAGGACAUCUCUCGCAAACAGUCAGAGAUGAGAUCGCUGGUGGUCAUUCCCCAGGACCGAGAUCUCUCCGUGGGCAUCACUGCCACCAAGAGUACCCUUUCUGAAGGAGACACCCUGCAGCUCAAUUGCACGCUGGAAGCCCAGGGGAGUGGCAGCAGGCACUUCCAGGUGGCUUGGCUCCUCAAUAGCGUGGAGGUGGCCAGGGUUGACCCCCGUGGGUUGCUGGUUUGGAAGAAGGAAUAUGAGGAGAGAGCCAGGCUGGGGCAGCUCCACGCAUUCAAGCAAAGCAACGCGGUUUACAUCCUCACCAUCCAUGAGGUGGGGCUGGAGGACAGCGGGGCGUACCACUGCUCCGUUUUGGAGGUGAAGGCUCCUGGGAACUUCCAGAAUAUCCAAACCAACCUAUCAUCAACUCUCAGAAUCGAUGUGAAGUCCAUAGGUCUCGGACUGCAUGUCACGCUGAGAAGCCGAACGCCCACCGUCAGUUACGGGCAGAGCUUUGAGCUUAUCUGCUAUGUGAGUGCCAGCCGCCCAGUUGAGGAGCUGCUGCUCUCCGUGGGGUGGCUCUUCCAGCCCAACCCACCCAUCAGUGGCUACCAAGAGCUGGUGCAUGUCCUUCCCAAUGGCACCGUGUCCUGGGGACCGGCACAGCCCCGCUUCCAGGGCAGAGCCCAGCUGGUGAAAGCAAGUGCCUUCUCCCAGUUGCACAUCUACAGUGUAAUGGGUGGCCAUGCAGGGACAUACCAGUGCAAAGUGGGGAUCUGGAGGACGCUGCAGGGGCAGCCUGCUAUCUCCUUCACCUCCAACGCCGUGGGGAUAAAGGUUGUCCCACCAGAAAGCAAGCUGCGGGUGGCCACGAGGGAGAGCUCCAUGGAGGUGGCUGGCGGUGCUGACGCAAACAUUGAGUGCAGGAUGGAGUUCCCCCCAAACAACUCUCAGCUGGCUGUCACCUGGUACUUCCUACCUCCUCCUCCGGCGGAUGCCACCCCCCUGCAGAUCGUGCAGGUCAGCCACAGCGGCCUGCUGGAGUAUGGGGCCGAGUUCAGCUCCCCCACACAGAAGUCCCGGUUCCUGAGCCAGAGGGUGUCCAGCCACAUGUUCCAGCUGCGGAUUCUCUCGGCCAGCCCCGGGGACCAGGGCCAGUACUGCUGUGCGGUGGAGGAAUGGUGCUGGCUGGAGGGUGGUUGGCACGGCCUCGGAGAGCGGUGGUCAGGGAGAACCAGGCUGCAGCUCCGGUUGCCCGAGAGCGAGCUGCACCUGGAGAAGGCCAACCGCAGCGUCUUGGCCAGGCAGGGCCAGGAGGUGACGCUGGGCUGCCUGCUGCAGGGCACCCUCCUGCCUGCUGCCCGCCUCUCGGCCACUUGGUUUCACGAGAAGGAGGGUGGCCAUGUGAGGCCCCUGCUCUGCCUACGCCACGAUGGUGCCAUCGAGUCCCUGCAGGAGGGGCUGGUGGGGAGGCUGCAGCUCCGGCGGCCCACGGCUGGUGACCUCAGCCUGACACUGGGCAGCGUUCAAGAGAGCGAUGCCGGGACGUAUCGCUGCCAGGUGCAAGAAUGGCGGCAGCAAGGCAACAAGGAUGAGUGGAAGCUGCAGGCCUGGGCGUUCUCAGGGUACACCCAGCUCACCACCACCCCACCAGAGACAACAGUUUUGUCUAGGAUCUGUUCAUCUCCACCGCUGCUGAACUUCAUCCUAUGCUUACCUCUGGUUCUGAUCCUUCUCCUGGCCCUUGCUGGCUUCUGCUGGUGCUUCAUCUCCAGGAAAAGAAAAAAGGGCAACAUUAGAGGAGACCAGAUGAUGGAACUGCAAGGGGCUUGGGGGGAUCAAGCAAGCUUAGCUGGCUCAUAAUGGGAGAUCUAACUUGAAGGAGUAGAACUGGACAUCUGAGAGGACUGAAUACUUGAAGAGGGGCUUCUUGUUGUUUUGCUGUAGCUUUUGCAAUGAAUACUUGAAAUUGUGUGUUUA